Helianthus annuus (common sunflower) is the source of this 1575-nucleotide messenger RNA. Its product is annotated as calreticulin-3. The record is from RefSeq and is a predicted model, not a curated record. Gene Ontology annotation, cellular component: endoplasmic reticulum membrane; endoplasmic reticulum. The transcript is spliced from 14 exons. Gene Ontology annotation, biological process: protein folding. Bases 122 to 1417 code for a protein of 431 amino acids. Gene Ontology annotation, molecular function: calcium ion binding. Lineage: Eukaryota; Viridiplantae; Streptophyta; Magnoliopsida; Asterales; Asteraceae.
GUUGCGAAAAAUAGAAUGGCAUACCCGUAAAUAACAGAAAGUCAUGGGCAUUUUCAAACAAGAUUCCUAUAAAGAAGCAAACCAGAGUAAACGAAUUAUGCCAUUAUCGUCUUCCUGAAAGAUGAUGAGCAAGCAUCCACUUCAAAGCUCUGCUGUUCACUCGCCUCAGCUAAAAUUUGCAGCACUUUUGCUCGUCUUGCUUUCUAUCUGCACUCCAUCCUUCUCAGAGAUCAUCUUCGAGGAGCGAUUUGACGAUGGGUGGCAGAGCCGGUGGGUGAAAUCUGAUUGGAAAAAAAGUGAAGGAAAGGCCGGUUCCUUCAAGCACACAGCGGGUUCGUGGUCUGCUGAUCCAGAUGAUAAAGGUAUUCAGACGAGUACUGAUGCCAGACAUUAUGCCAUCUCUGCAAAGAUCCCAGAAUUCAGCAACAAAAAUAGAACACUAGUUUUACAGUAUUCGAUCAAGUUUGAGCAGGAUAUCGAGUGUGGUGGUGGUUAUAUCAAGCUUAUGUCGGGAUAUGUCAACCAAAAAAAGUUUGGUGGCGACACUCCUUACAGUAUGAUGUUUGGACCAGAUUUAUGUGGAACACAAACAAAGAAGCUUCAUGUGAUCCUUUCCUACCAAGGACAAAAUUAUCCUAUUAAGAAGGAUUUGCAGUGCGAAACUGACAAAUUAACGCAUUUCUACACAUUCAUACUUCGGCCUGAUGCAAGCUAUAGUGUGUUAAUAGAUGGUAGGGAACGAGAUUCCGGGAGCAUGUAUACUGAUUGGGAUAUCCUUCCACCCCGAAAAAUCAAAGAUGUAAAUGCUAAAAAGCCUGCAGAUUGGGAGGAGAGAGAAUAUAUUGACGACCCAAAUCAAGUCAAGCCAGAGGGCUAUGAUUCAAUUCCAAGAGAAAUUCCUGACCCGAAAGCUAAACAGCCUGAUACCUGGGAUGAAGAUGAGGAUGGGGUAUGGAGACCACCAAAGAUACCAAAUCCAGCAUACAAAGGGCCAUGGAAACCAAAGAAAAUAAAAAAUCCAAAUUACAAGGGGAAAUGGAAGAUCCCGUGGAUUGAUAACCCAGAAUUUGAAGAUGAUCCUGACCUAUAUGUGCUCAAGCCUAUUAAAUAUGUGGGAAUUGAGGUUUGGCAGGUAAAAGCUGGAUCUGUUUUUGACAACGUUCUGAUAUGUGAUGACCCAGAGUAUGCAAAAGAAGUGGUGCAAGAAGUUUUCACCCAUAGAGAGAUUGAAAAGGAAGCCUUGGAGGAAGCAGAGAAGAUAAAGAAAGCGCGGGAGGAAGAGGAAGCACAAAGGGCAAGAGAGGAAGGUGAAAGGAGGAAGAGAGAACGAGGUUACGACAGAAGGCACAGAGAUAAAGACUAUUACAGGGACAGAUACCGAAAGCGCCAUUAUGACGAUUAUCAUGAUGAGCUGUGAGAUGUUGUAGCGGUUAUUACUCGGCCUGUUUUGGCAAUAUAGUCUUGUCCUCUGUUUCAUUUUCAUCAUUUCAUUUACAUGUAACACACUGGUUGUUGUACUACUUCUCGAUUGUCAGAUAAGUUGCAUUUUUAUGUGAAUUUUCAACUCUUUUUUUA